AUGCCAAAAAAUCAUUACACACAGGUUCUUCACUGUCAGCACGAGUGUGUCCGAGACUUGGCUACGCGCCCCGGUCGCCUGUCGCCUGUGGAAAACUACCUGCCACUUCAUUACGACUACCUGCAAUUUGCCUAUUUCCAAGCUGGGAGGAAUGAAGAGGCAUUGGAGUGCGCGUUGACCUACCUGUUGUUCCACGAAGGCGAAGAGUUCAUGACUGAGAAUAUGGAGUAUUACAGGGAGGUGCUGGGACAUGAUGGCCAGCCUCAUAAGGUGAGACAUGGCAGUGCAAGAUGA
Sinocyclocheilus anshuiensis is the source of this 294-nucleotide messenger RNA. Its product is annotated as prolyl 3-hydroxylase 2-like. The record is from RefSeq and is a predicted model, not a curated record. Gene Ontology annotation, cellular component: endoplasmic reticulum. Gene Ontology annotation, biological process: collagen fibril organization; peptidyl-proline hydroxylation to 3-hydroxy-L-proline. The coding region runs from base 1 to 294 and encodes 97 amino acids. Gene Ontology annotation, molecular function: protein binding; collagen binding. The transcript is spliced from 3 exons. Lineage: Eukaryota; Metazoa; Chordata; Actinopteri; Cypriniformes; Cyprinidae.